AUCAAGUUCCGUAACAUUCCGCUUGUCUCUCUGCUUCUAUCUAGACAAAACCAAAACUCUAAAAACCUCGCCGUCCGCCAUUAUAAUAUAAGUGACGCCAUCAAUUUACACGGAAUUAUUUCUCCGACCAUCUGCAAUCUAUUACACUAUUAUUUUAAAUUAUAAAUAAGUCAUUUAAAAUCAGCAACAAAUGAGUGACAUUGAGCAUAGUGGGAGCCGCAGUGCUAGCCCCCGUCGACCACGAACAUCAGAUGGAGGUCUUCGUGAUUCGCGAUCACGCUCCAGAUCGCGUAAAUCACGGGAGAGAAAAGAACGACCAGUUAAAGAAUAUUCGAGGUCAAGAAGUCGUUCUGUAUCACGUGGACGUAAACCAUAUCGUAGUACCAAAUAUGCAGCUGGCCGGAGUCGUAGUCGCAGCCGAUCGCCGUAUCGUGGUGGUGACGGACGUUAUUCUCGCAGCCGAUCACGUUCAUACUCACGGUCUCGUUAUUCACGUGAACGAGAUCGUAAUAUUUAUCGAUCACAUUCACGCAGCCCCAUGUCAUCAAGACGUCGACACGUUGGUAAUCGUGAUAAUCCUUGUCCUUCACGAUGUCUUGGAGUUUUUGGUCUGUCCAUUUACACAACUGAGCUCCAAAUACAUCACAUUUUUUCUAAAUAUGGACCCGUGGAACGAGUCGAAGUUGUUAUUGAUGCUAAGACCGGACGAUCUCGAGGAUUCUGUUUCGUAUACUUUAAAUCAAGUGAAGAUGCUAAAGUAGCUAAGGAACAAUGUUCUGGAAUGGAGAUAGAUGGACGACGAAUAAGAGUUGAUUUUUCAAUUACACAACGAGCACACACUCCUACACCAGGAAUUUAUAUGGGUAAACCGACAUACUUGCAUGAUAGAGGAUGGAAUGGACCACGACGUCGAGAGAGUUCUAACUACAGAAGCAGCUACCGCCGGUCGCCGAGCCCGUACUACAACCGCCGGAGACCUCGUUACGAUCGAUCAAGAUCACGUUCUUAUUCACCACGUCGAUAUUAAAGUGAGUCGAGUUACGAUGCGAGUGGUCCAGGUGUAUCGGAAGCCAUUUAUCUGUCUUGAGCCUUUGACCCUUCUUAUUUCUUCUAUACUAAAGGGAGGGUCAAAAUUUAAAAGAUCAUUAAAAAAAAGUUAAUACAAAAAAAUAAAAUGAAUAUUGCAUUAUGUUUUUAUCUCUGACUUGGCUCGAUUAAGCUAUUGUGGGCUUUUUUUUAACAUUAGCGAGCAGCAUGGUCAGAAUGGACAACCUUAUUUUCAUUAAUUAUUUAAACAAACAAAAUAUGUAUGUCCUAUAUAUACAUAUGAUUUGAAAAUAAGGUUUUAGAUGUAUCGUGUUACUUACAAUUAGGACGUAAAAUAAUUUUUGACCAUUGCCUAAGAUCGUACACACUUUAUUUAUCAUAUAUAUAAAUACAAAUGCAUAUAUAUUUAUAUGAAUUUAAAAUUUAAGUAAAGCAUUAAUGAAUUGUACGAUUUUACGGUUUAUUUUCUAACAAAAAUUCGUAAAUAAUAAUUUACAAUUAUUAUAUUUGUUAAUAUGUUUUAUUGCAUAUAAAGUUACAGUUGUAUUGUAAAUUUAUUUAUUAAGUAAAGACAAUCUUAUAAUUUUUAUAUUAAUGUAAGAUCAUUUACAAACGUCCUUAUUGUAUUAGUACCGCGGUAUUGAGUAUAAUUAAGACUUGUAAAACAAUAACUAUUUUUUUUUUUCAAUUAUUUUAAUUUUAUUCAAAUAAAUUAUUUAAUAAGAUCAAUUUACCUUGAUGUUAUAUAAAGAGGGAAGGGUAAUAAGGUAAAAAAAAUGUGGUAUUUUUAAAUAAUUGAUAAAAUUGAUAAGUCAAAAAAAAAUUAAUCUUAAUAAUUAAUAAUAGUAAACAAUAAAAUUAAGAGAAUAAAAAAACUAAAAACUAAGAGCGAAUGUAAGUUCUCUAACAUGUUUGUUUGUUUAUAAGGUUUUGAAUCAAGAGGUAUUGGAUGAUAGAGGGAAGUUUGAAGUUAUGAAAAAAAAGUAUAGAGAAAAAAAUAACAGAGAUUUGAAAAGAGAAAGAGGCCGAAGAAACUUGUAUAAAUAAAAGUUUAAAAAAAAAUAUAUAAAUAUAUAUUUAUAUAAAUAUAUAAACGAAAAAUAAUAAUAAAUUCAUGAAGAAUGUUUACUCGGAAAAAACUCUUACUCAAAUUUUCAAGAUCUCAAGGGGUUUAUACUCGCGCUGACAAAGAAUAUGAUCCAAUCCCGUUCACUUAAAGUACAACUGCGAAGGGUGUCUCGAGGCUUUACUUGAAAAAUGAAGAGUCCACGUGAUUGUUAGUGCUCAAUCAUCAAGAUAAAGUUCAAAGAAAAAUACGCAUCAAGCUCUCCCCAGAUUCACCAAUAACUGGAACUUUAGAAAAAAUAAUAAUUAGAAAAAAAAAAGAAA
Messenger RNA from Microplitis mediator, 2436 nucleotides. Its product is annotated as transformer-2 protein homolog alpha. Gene Ontology annotation, biological process: positive regulation of mRNA splicing, via spliceosome. Gene Ontology annotation, cellular component: spliceosomal complex. The coding region runs from base 191 to 1027 and encodes 278 amino acids. The record is from RefSeq and is a predicted model, not a curated record. NCBI's taxonomy places the organism in Eukaryota, Metazoa, Arthropoda, Insecta, Hymenoptera, Braconidae. Gene Ontology annotation, molecular function: RNA binding. The transcript is spliced from 5 exons.